Penicillium waksmanii is the source of this 1920-nucleotide messenger RNA. RefSeq names its product Zn(II)2Cys6 transcription factor. Bases 1 to 1920 code for a protein of 639 amino acids. Gene Ontology annotation, molecular function: DNA-binding transcription factor activity, RNA polymerase II-specific; zinc ion binding; sequence-specific DNA binding. The transcript has 2 exons. Gene Ontology annotation, biological process: positive regulation of transcription by RNA polymerase II. The record is from RefSeq and is a predicted model, not a curated record. Lineage: Eukaryota; Fungi; Ascomycota; Eurotiomycetes; Eurotiales; Aspergillaceae.
AUGUCGCGCCCAUUCAAGCAGAGAGAUAUUGCUUGCUCUCGCUGCUUCCGCUUGAAGCGGAAAUGCGAUCACGCGAAACCAACAUGUGGGGAAUGCUACCGCAAAGGCGCUGAGUGUCUUCCUGCUCGAUCUCGCAGAUCGGGAGAUAGCGUUACGAUCCCGGUCGCCUAUCUCAAGGAACUCGAGAGGCGAGUCGCAGAACUAGAAGAUACAUCUCGAAUGGCGGGCUCACAUGUUGAACUGCGCGAUGCAAGCGUCCAAACUGACUUCCAAGAUGGGCUAUCUGGGGAGGAAUACACCACUCAUGCCAUUGAAGACAGAGCCGUGGUCCCAUCCCCAUCCCCAACACCACAAUCACUAUGCCGGGAAUCCGCUUUUUCUCAGAUCGAUUUCGCAAAUAUCUUCACCCAACUCAAUGAAGAUAAUCUUGACUUUUUACAUCUCGGCAAAGGACCGACAUAUCCAAUCCUUGGAGAUGAUACACUCUGGCUCACGGAACUCUACACGAAUGUCUAUUUCUCAGUAGCCCAUCGCGAAUGGCCUUUCCUUAACGAAUCCACAUGGAAAAAUUGGCACAGGGAAGAAGGUCUGCAGGACCAAGAAGAGUGGAGAUGUUUCUUUUUGAGGAUGGUAUAUGCCAUUGGCGCAUCCCUCUGCAGCACCAUACACAGAGACCCUACACAUUUGACUCGCGCAAAAGAACUUUACUCAUCCGCGAUGAAUUAUUACCCUCACGUUGUGGGUAAUACGUCUAUGAUUCUGCAGGUCCAGGCCUCUUUGCUCUUAAUUAUCUAUGCCUUCCAUUGCCCAUCCUCCGAGGAGAUUGCAACAAGUGUUUCCUCCAUAAUGCCAUUUUGCAUUACUGCAAUGACAGAAAUGCGAAAAUACAUGCGGGUUAACCAGGGCGACAAGACGCUUAGUGCUUCAGGGGAAGCCUCCGUCGAGAAUAUGUUCAUCACCUGUUAUAUGUUAAAUGAAAUCGUGGCCUCCGGCUGGGAUCGACCUGUGUCCGCCGCAUAUCAGGCUGUCGAUGAUGAUGUUAGUACUAGUGCCAUGAACAACUCAUCAUUGACAAAACUUACUGACUGUCUUUUCAAUAGUUGUCUAGGCUUGGGGACUCGGUUCAGCCCCCCCGUCCAAACACAUCCUGCUAUAAGUCACCUGUUCCGGCUACGAAAAAUCCAAACAAAUAUCAGACGGUCCUUGGAAACCUCUCGCUGGCAAUUUUCCGAGGAUAAAAAUGCGUUCAGCUCUUCACUCAAAUCAGCUUUGGAUCUUUGGCGGCAGGAUAUUCCGCGCUACGGCACCGACGAAGUCUCCUGCGGCUAUAAUCACCCCAGCUGGAUGACAAAACUUUACGACUAUAGCAUCUUGAUAUUGAUGGAAGAGAAGAGCAGUUUCCUUGAUCAAGAUGGGACGGAAGACAUAUUCUCUGCAGUUGUUGAAGUCUGCCUCAAAUUCCGUCACUUCCAGGAGGAAGGGCAUGUAAUGUGUUUUACCUGGUCUGCACUUGUUUUCCAGUUCCGGGCCGGUAUUAUGCUCCUUUAUCUGAUUUGGGCAACGAGGCCUAUAGUGGACAGUCCUAGUUUUCAGCAAGGACCCCGAAGUUAUGACUCACCUGAAGCCAUAGAAGCAUGCACUAAGAAUUUGAGGUGCUUUGCAGAUCGCUGGCAUGACGCUAUGCCAUACUCGAAGGUAUUCGAAUUCCUUCACCAGAAGGUUCUUUGGCACACCGGUGGGAACAGCACGGCAAAUAAAACCCUCGCUUUAGCGGAGGCUGAAUCAUAUCUACAACAGCUGAAGGAUAAAUACCUUCACCGAGCGAUACUUGGGAUGAUUGAAGAUAUAAUGUAUGGAGGUUUUGUGCGAUACGAGGAGAUUUCAGAUGAUUAUAUGACUGAACUAGCUUGUGAGGUGUAA